Messenger RNA from Saprolegnia diclina VS20, 4148 nucleotides. RefSeq lists its product as hypothetical. Gene Ontology annotation, molecular function: ATP hydrolysis activity; ATP binding; ABC-type transporter activity. Bases 74 to 4075 code for a protein of 1333 amino acids. NCBI's taxonomy places the organism in Eukaryota, Oomycota, Saprolegniomycetes, Saprolegniales, Saprolegniaceae. The transcript has a single exon. The record is from RefSeq and is a predicted model, not a curated record. Gene Ontology annotation, biological process: transmembrane transport. Gene Ontology annotation, cellular component: membrane.
CAGAAGCGUUCGGGCAACUGAACGCGAUGGCGCGGAACCGAACUGGAUGAUCAUGACCAUUUGUCUUUGAUCCAUGCACCGCAGCAUCGACCACGAGGUGCUCUCGUCGCUCUAUGCGAGCCGGAAGCGGUACACGGCGACGGGCGACGAGGACGUCCGGCCGAGCCUCGUGAGCGCGGUCCUGCAGUCGCAAUACCCCGACAGCCGACGCCACCGACACAGCGCCCACCUCUCAACAAAUGCGCUCCGCACCAACAAGUCGUGGAACUUUCUCGAGUCCUCCAAGCAGCUGCACAGUCCACUUGACGAAGCCUCGGUGGUUGCCAAGCUCACAUUGGCAUGGCUCAACCCGCUCUUCAAACAAGGCGCCACCGAGCCCUUGGACGCCGACGACGUGCCGUCGCUGCGCGCCAAAGACAGCAUCGCGCUUCUUCACAAGCGCUUUCAAGCGCGCUGGAUCCCCGAGCAGCAGUCGAACGCACCGCGUCUGUUUCGAGCGCUGCUAUGGACGCUGGCACCCGAGCUCGCCCGUGCAUUUGGCUGCCACGCGCUCUACCUCGUCAUCAACCUCGUGAUUCCGACAAUGAUCAAGGGCAUUGUGUCGUACCUCUCGAGCGGUGUCAACCCUGUCACGAAUGCGCCCGAGCAGCCGCUGGAGGCCGGUCUUGUCUACGCCUUUGGCCUUGCGGUCCUCUCGUUCCUGGGUGUCACGGUUCUCGGCUUCGCGUGGUCCGUCAACAUUGAGCUCAGCAACUGCGCGCGGUCAAUCGCCAUGGACCAAGUGUACUUGAAGGCUGUCUCGGCGCCGACGGCCGCGACGACCACGUACACGUCGGGUGACGUCAUCACGCUGGCCAACAUUGACAGCGAGCGGCUCUUCCAUGGGCUCACGUGCAUCUGUUACGUGCUGCUUUCACCGCUGGCGCUGCUUGCGAUUUUUGUGCUCAUUGGCUUUGAGAUGGGACCCAUUGUCGCGGUCACAGGCGCUUGCACGAUGCUGGGCUUCCUCCUCUCGGCGUUUGGCCUCUCGUACGCCUUGUCGGCGGCGCGGGAGCGCCUCGUGGACGCGACUGCGCGGCGCCUCUCGCGCACGCAAGAGCUUCUCCAGAGCAUUCGGACCAUCAAGCUCGGCGCAUACGAAUCCAUCUUGCUGGACACGGUGUUCCAGCUGCGCGCGAUCGAGCUCCGGUGCAUCGGGUGGUUCCAGCUCCUCUGCAACGUCAACAUCGACGUCUUUGUGCUGGCGCCCGUCUUUACGACCGUGGCCAUGUUCGCCGUCGCCGACACAGCCGACGUCUCGGCCGGUGCUGCCUUUUCUGUCGUCAGUCUCAUGGUCGUCGCGCGCUUCCCGUGCAACAUCUUCUCAUCGGCCGUGCGGUAUGCCUCCGAAGCCAUCGUCAGCUGCGACCGCAUCCAAACAUACCUUUUGGCGCCGGCGCCGAGCCGAUCAAGUGCCGUCAACUCGAAAAAUGAUUGGAUUGCACUGACACAAGCGAGCUUUGCGUGGUGUCCACCGACCGAUGCGACGCCGCAGCCCUCGGCGAGUGGGCCAACGACGCCCGGUCUCGCCGCGCCGCUCCCAAUUGCGUCGCCCCACGCGACGUCGCAGCCGCUUCUGCAAAACAUUACGUUUUGCCUUCCGCGCACCGAGAUGGAGUCCUUUACAGUUGUCGUCGGACCCGUCGGCAGCGGCAAGUCGAGCUUCCUCCGCGCCCUGCUCGGCGACAUGUGGCCGCGGCCUGCAAUCACUGCCAACAUGGCAUACGCGAGCCAAGAACCGUGGCUCUUCGACGACACAGUGCGCAACAACGUUCUACUGCACCGUCCGUACGUACCGAGCCUCUACCGACGCGUGCUUUCUGUCACCGGGCUCACCCUCGACACGGCAGCGAUGGCGUCGGGCGACUUGACCAUGGUCGGUGAGCGUGGCGCGGCGCUCAGCGGUGGCCAGCGCGCCCGUAUAAACCUCGCGCGUGCUUUGUAUCAAGUUGAUAGUGCUGACAUCUUCUUGCUCGACGAUCCGCUCAGCGCGCUCGAUCUCCAUGUCGCGUCGCACGUCUUUCAAGAAGUCAAAAAGUUUUUACGCGGCAAGCAAGUGCUCAUGGUCAUGAACGCUCACCACCACUUGCUCGUGCAUGCGACGCGCGUCAUCACGCUCACGGUCGGCACGAUCGUCGGGGACGAGUCCCCAGCCCGCCGGACGACUUUGUGCAAGCAAGAAGACGCGGACUCUCCGCAUGACGACGGCGACGACGGCGGCGACGACGAUGGCUUUGUGGUGCUGCCAGCCAUGGACACCAUUGCGUCGUCGGUGGUCGAGCUGUCACACCACGACACGCCAGCUGUGCUCGACACAACGACCAGCUCUUCUGCUUCCGACGACGAGGCGCCUCCAAUCGGCACGACGUACUUGGCCUACCUCGGUGCGUCGGGCGCAGCCCCGUGGCUCGUGCUUCUGACGCUCGUUGCGCUCUACACUGUCUACCAAGUUGCGUACUACAUCACGGACUGGUACCUCGACACGGCCGUCGCCGCGGGCAAAGGAAGCAUGGGGAUGUACGCGGGCUUGGCGCUCGCGACCGUCGUUGCGAGCUGUCUCAAGGAUAUGUUUGUCAUCUUGGUCUCGCUGCGCUGCUCGGCCAGCGUGCACGCCAAGGCCCUCACGCGCGUCGUCGGUGCGUCCGUGCCGGCAUUCUUUGAUACGACGGCGCUUGGCGACAUUCUCAACCGGUUCUCGACCGACCUCGCCGCAAUGGACACGGACUUGCCGUACUUUACGUACCAGUUUGCGACCGACGCGUUCCAUACAGCGUGUAUCGUCUUGGUGGUGUGCUACUACACGCCGCUGCUCAUUGCGCUCUUUCUCCCGCUCGGGUACCUCUUUGUGUCGUACCAAAUGUACAACUUGCUCUCGGCGACGGCGUUAAAAGGCCUCGACCUAGCGUCGCGCGCGCCGCUCGUGACCAACUUGAGCGAAACCCUUGACGGCCGCGCGACGAUCCAAGCUGCGCACGUCGAGAAGGCGUUUGUCGAGAAACACCGCGUCUUGGUCGACGCCAACGCGGCGUGCUAUGGCAUCUAUUGGCUCGCGGGCACCUGGCUCGAAAUCCGCCUCGGCUGGCUCAGCGCGCUCGUCGUCUCGGCCGUCGCGAUUGUUAUUGUGUGCUUGCGUGCGUCCAUGGAUGCGCACAUCGCCGGUCUUGUCCUAGUCUACGUCAUGAGUCUCUCGGCCAAUGUCCAAGAAGUGCUCCGCGUCAUGGGCUAUGUGCAGACGUACACGACGUCGGUUGCGCGCCUCUUUGCCUACCAUUCGCUGCCGGCCGAAGUCGACUUGGUCGCGGCGGCGGCGGCGCCGUGGCCCUCCCAUGGACGCAUCUGCUUUGACCAGUACAGCAUGCGCUACCAGCCUCAUCUACCGCUCGUGCUCUCCAACAUUAGCCUCGUCAUCCAGGGAGGCGAAAAGGUCGGUAUUUGUGGCCGGACGGGUUCGGGGAAAAGCUCGCUCCUCUCGGCACUGAUGCGACUCGUGCCGGGUGACGCAGGCUCCAUCACGAUCGACGGCGUCGACGUCACGACCGUGCCGCUCACGACGCUCCGAUCGCGCAUCACGGUGAUUCCGCAGAGUCCUGUUCUUUUUGCGGGCUCGCUCCGCACCAACUUGGAUCCAACGGGCGAAGCAACCAACGAGGCGCUGACCGCGGUUUUGGGCCAGAUCCAUUUGGGUCACCUCGGGCUCGACUUUGUCAUCGAGAACGGUGGCAACAACGUCUCGGUCGGGCAGCGCCAGCUCGUGUGCUUUGGGCGUGCGCUCCUGCGCCAGAGCCGCAUCGUGAUCCUAGACGAAGCAACCGCGUUUGUUGACGCCGAGAUGGAGGGCAUCCUCCAGGAGAUGCUCGCCAAGUGCUUUCGCCACACGACGAUGCUCACGAUCGCCCAUCGGCUCCAAACGAUCAUCGACAGCAGCGACAAGGUGCUCGUGCUCGACGCCGGCGCCGUGCUCGAAUUUGACGCGCCGACGACACUGCUCCGCGACGCCACCAGCGCGUUCUACCAGCUCGUCCAAGCCACGUCCUAGUUUACGUCAUCUAUUUGUUCAAAGUAACUCACCAACGACGCUCCGUACAAUGAAUUGUAGUAUCUAGUUUCAC